AUGGGUACUAGUUCUUUCUCCACGACCCUUCCAAUCAUCAAAGUUCGUUUCUUCUUAUGCUUUUGCCUUAUCGGGAUAGCCUCAGCUCAGUUGUCCUCUAAUUUUUACGCAAGAACGUGUCCUAAUGUGCUUUCAACCAUUAGGAUGGCAGUAAACUCUGCUGUUGACAAUGAGGCUCGCAUGGGGGCUUCCCUGCUCCGUCUUCAUUUCCAUGAUUGCUUUGUUCAAGGAUGCGAUGGAUCAAUACUAUUGGACGAUACAUCGACUUUCACAGGUGAGAAGACAGCGUUUCCCAACGCUAAUUCGAUCAGAGGUUUUGACGUAAUAGACACCAUCAAGUCUCAAGUUGAGAGCUUAUGCCCCGGUGUUGUCUCUUGUGCUGAUAUCGUCGCUGUAGCUGCAAGAGACUCAGUUGUUGCUCUUGGUGGACCUAGUUGGACAGUGCAAUUGGGCAGAAGAGACUCAACCACAGCAAGUUUAAGUGGUGCUAACUCAGAAUUGCCAAGUCCAAAUUCGGAUUUAAGUGGCCUUAUCACUUCUUUCUCCAACCAAGGUUUCACAACUAAUGAAAUGGUUACUCUUUCAGGAGCGCACACAAUUGGCCAAGCGAGGUGUACAACCUUCAGAACAAGGAUUUACAAUGAAACCAACAUAGAUUCCUCUUUUGCAAAAUCAUUGCAAGCAAAUUGUCCAAGCACAGGUGGGGAUGACAAUUUGUCCCCUCUUGAUGUCACAACUCCUAACACCUUUGACAAUGCUUACUACAAGAAUUUGCAGAUCAAAGAGGGGCUCUUGCACUCAGAUCAACAACUUUUCAAUGGAGGAUCCACAGACUCUCAAGUGAAUGGUUAUAGCAGCAAUCCUGGAAGUUUCAGAAAAGAUUUUGCCAAUGCAAUGGUUAAAAUGGGUAAUCUUAGCCCACUCACUGGGUCGAAUGGCCAGAUUAGGACCAACUGUAGGACGAUCAACUGA
This is a messenger RNA of Gastrolobium bilobum, 972 nucleotides long. Its product is annotated as cationic peroxidase 1-like. The record is from RefSeq and is a predicted model, not a curated record. Gene Ontology annotation, molecular function: peroxidase activity; heme binding. Gene Ontology annotation, biological process: response to oxidative stress; hydrogen peroxide catabolic process. NCBI's taxonomy places the organism in Eukaryota, Viridiplantae, Streptophyta, Magnoliopsida, Fabales, Fabaceae. The transcript is spliced from 4 exons. Bases 1 to 972 code for a protein of 323 amino acids.